AAAUAUUUACCAUAUAUUUUUCGAACGCACUGCAUACUUUUCAAGCAAACAGAAAUAUCUCUGCAAAUUCGUCUGGAAAUGAAAGAGCAUAGCCUCCUGUUUCUGUUUUGUUGGAGGACUCCUUUUUAUUAGUCUACUUCGCUGGUUAAAAUAGAUAAAGAAAAAUGGAGAUCCAGGAAGGGGAGAGUAAGCCUACGGAUGACAUUAUUUUCAAAAGGAUCGGAGUUUCGAUUCCCAUAACUUCAACUAAAGAUGCAUUUGACGCCAAUUGUGCUCCGUUGAAGGCACUCGCUGUAUCCAACCAAUUUGGCCUCGCCUUUGUUGCUCAUACCCGAGGAUUCUGUGUUACUAAGACUGCAGAGCUUCUACAAGUUGCAGAGGAUUUGAAAGAUAAUCCACAUAAAGCAUUGACAGUUCAGGAUGCAAGCAUUGUGGAUGUGGCACUUGGUGGUGUUUCCCUUCUGACAUUGUCAAGUGAUGGCUUAAUCCUUGCUGCUUGUGUUGGGGGAACAGUUCAUUUUUUUAGUGUUCCUGACUUAGUUCAUAAGAUUGACUUAAAGCCAUUUCAGUCGACACCGGUUUAUGAAGCUCAGUACAUAAGGGACUUUAUUUGGUGCAUGGCUAAACAAAACAUGUACGUAGCACUUUCAAGUGAAGGCACACUAACUUGCGGAGAAAUCGGGUCUUCUUUUGAGCACAUAGAAGAGAAAGUUACUGCAGUUGAUUGGAGUGCAGAUGGACAGGAUAUUGCACUGCUGACAAAAGGCAACAAGUUGACCAUUUUGUCAUCAAAUUUGAGGAAGAAGUCUCAUCUACAACUGCCUGAACCACUGCAGAUUACUAGCUCAAACAAUAACAUCAAAAUACAUGUGGAUUCAAUAAAGUGGAUACAGAAAGACUGCAUAGUUAUUGGCUGUGUUGGUGUAGAUGAAGAAGGAAUGGAAUCCAAAUAUCCGGUCUAUAUCCUUACUUUCAAAAGUAGUGAUCUUUCACAGGAGCCCAAAGAUGCUGAAAUGUUGGCGUUUGAUUGUUUGUUCACAACAAUAGACAGCUCAAUUCUGCCGUCAAAUACUGGACCUUACUUACUCCUAAAUUAUGUUGAUGUUUGGGAUUUGGCGGUGGCUGCUAAUCGGAGGAAUAUUGAUGACCAUAUUGUUUUGCUAGGCUGGGUACUUGCAAAUGGAAAGAAAGUGGCAAUGUCUAUAGAUUUCACUGAUGAGAAAUUGAAACCAAGGAUAGAGUUACAAGAAAAUGCUGAUGACAAUUUUGUGGUUGGGAUGGCAAUGGAUAGAACUUCAGUUGAUUUCCAAAUUAGCAUUCCAACAGAAGAUGGAGGAAUAAAUCAGCUUCCUCCCUGUCCUGUUUUGUUGUGCAUAACCAUUGAAGGGAAAAUGGACUUGUUCUCUUUUGCCAGAAUUGCAGAAGUAUGGAAUGCACCUGAGCUUCUGGUCACACCUAUUGCUGUUCCCAUGGUUCAUCCAUUGGUGGCUACAUUCCCGGAAGACAAGAAGUCUGAAGAGUCCAUUCCUUCAAACUUUGAUUCUAAGAUGUCGGUAACAAGAGAAUAUGUAAAUGCUGAGGAUCCACAGUUGAACAAUUCUGAUAAUCAAAUGAUUCAGAUUGGAGAUUUUUAUACUAAUGAUCUGCUGAAGGACGGUAAUGAAAUAAAGCUGGUUCCUGUUGAGAAAACACCUUCCAGAACCCCAGUAAGAAAUGAAGCGGAUGUAAAUACUGAAAAUUCUCAUGUUAGUAAGCAUGAAGAAGAGAUCACUAAAAUGGAAAAUAUGAAUAAGUUUCAACACGAAAAGGCUUAUAAUGUGAUGGAGUCAGUGUACAAUGAGAAACCCACACCUCUCAUGGUUAAAGUAAGGGAAACAGAUGUAAAUGUCAAAAAUAUUCAAACUAGAAAUGAGGAUGGUAGGAAGCCAAAAGUGGAACAUAUCAGUGCUUUUCAACUGCAAGAUACCAGUGAUAUGCCAAAACCAAUGUUGGAUGAUAAAUCUUCCUUUGUCAAGCACAAAAGUAAAUCAUGCAAUGAUGAAAUUUCUCAAGCUAGCAAGCUUGAAGAAGAGAUCACCAAGAUGGAAAAUAUGAACAAGUUUCCACUGCAAAAGGGUGAUAAUGUGACAGAGCCAGUGUCCAAUGAGAAACCCACUUCUCUCCUGGUUAAAGUAAAGGAAGCAAAUGUAAAUGUAGAAAACAUACAAACUAGCAACAAGGAUGAGAUACCAAAAGUGGAAGAUACCACUCCUGCUCAACGGCAAGAUACCAGUGAUAUGCCAAAACCAAUGUUGAGUGAGAAAUCCUCCUCUGUCAAGCACAACAGUAAAUCAAGCCUUGAUACACAAAAGUUGUUUGGAAUGCCUUUCAGUGGACCAACUAAUCUUUUCCAAACAGCACCAAGAAACUUUCUUGCCGAAUCUAGCUCAAUUUCAAGUUCUAGUUCAAGUAUUCCCAAAAAAAGCGUUUCUCAGGGUGAGAGUUUUGGUACGGUUGAGUCUAUUUCUACUCGAGCAAAUGAGUCUGGGUCUGCCUUUGCGAGCAUGGCUAAAGUCAACAGUCAAACUGUUUCUAGUAAAGCAGAUCUGACUGGAUUUUCAAAUAAAGAAGUUGCAGGAAAAGUUUCUUCAGAAACUUCCUUGGGAAAUAUGCCAAAAUCAGGUUUGGGUACUGCACCGUUUGGAUUUAAGCAGUCAUCUGGACAUCUUUUGACUUCAAGCAUUUCAACUUCAAAUCUGUCACCUGUUCCAGCAUCAGCUUCAGCUUCAGUGUCACAGUUGUUCACAGGUGUAAAAGAUUCAUAUCAGGGAAAGACAAGUGUUACAGGAGCUCUCGGUGGUUUUCGUGCCACCAAUGCAGCAGGUACAAUUUCUUCCAGCAGCAUCUUUCAGUCUGGCAUGAAAACAAGCAUUCAUUCUACCAUUUCUUCUGAAGGUUCCUUCCGUAUGGUCGCCCAAUCACAGCAAGCAGCUGAACCUUUGGUGCCAUCAGGUACAUACAAGGCAGAUUUGAAAUCAACUCAACGAGCUUCUGGAAUGUCAGAGAUUGAGAUUGAUUUCUCUCAGGAGCUUGAGAAUGUAAGGAAUAUGGGAAAGGAAGUUGAUGAUCUUAUUUCAAACAUUGAAGGCAAGAAGACAGUUUCAAAGGCAAACAAUAUAUCAUUCAGCAAACGUGCAAUCUUGAAUAUUGAGGACAAAAUCAAGACACUCUCAGAAAAUUGCAAUGAAUUCAAGGAAAGGCUUGAGGAGCAACUUUUUGACAUUCAAACUCUUCGUGAUAAGAUGAUGCAAGUGGAUGCAUGGAGAAUCUACAUGCAAAGCAUUAUUAAACAAGCUACUGAUGAACAAUAUCAGGAUUUACGAAAUCGUCAAAAAUUAAACCCUGAGCUUGAUAUUAAGCGACAAUCAAUUUCCAAGUCUGAGCAGAGUUUAAAACAACAAAUUCUAGAGUUGGAAGGGCAUCUUCAGAAUCUCGAGAUCAGUAAAUUUGAAGUGAGUGAUGGCCCUAGAAGGGCACACCAGAGGCAAUUUCAAAAUGCAAGGCAACUGCAAUCCUUGCAAAGCUUUUAUAAUACGGUGAACUCACAGCUAGUAAUUGCUGAGAAAUUGGCAAGUCGCCUUUCACAGCAAAUGGAGGCUUUAAAUAUAUCUCCUGACAAAUCUGCAAAUUCAAAGAAUGCAAAGAAGGAAGCCUUGUUUAAAUCCAUUGGUUUAUCCACAGAUGAAGCUUGCUUCCAGUCUCCAGAUUUGAAGAAGUCUUCAAAUUCAUACUCGUUGCAGAAAUUUGCAUAUUCACCAUCAUCCACUGCAAGCAAGGGAAGUUCUGUUCAAAGAGAGUCAACAAUGCAGGAACCAGAUUCUUUGAGGAGGAGAAGAGAUCCCAUUGACAGUGCAUGGGCUAAUGUUGGAACUGCAAAGACUACAGUGAAAAGGGCUUCCUUAGCACUGAGUUCUAGGGCCAACAGAAGCAGAUCAUCACUGGAGUUGACAGAGAGUUCAAUUUCCAGACUAAGGACAACUUCUGCAAUGUUUUCCCAUGAAGAUUCUCUGUCAUCAUUAAACUCAUCACAUAUAUCUGAACUAAAGGAAGCAAAUAUUUCAAAUGAUGCCACUGCCAGUGCAUCUGGUGGACCUUCAUCUGAUUUAUUUUUAAAACGAUCAAAUUACCAGUCACAGUCACUACAAAACAUAUCAAAUCAGGUGUCAAAUGCUUCAGUGAAAAGCAAAGGUACAGAUAGAACUCUUGAGAAGCAUGAUUCUGACGUAGUGGCAACCUCUCCUGUUAUUUCUGCACGGCCUAAAACAAGGGCAGCCAAUAGGAGUCCAACUGCCCAUGGACCCACAGUUGGAAGGCAGUCUGAAGGUAUGAGUUCAAAACCAAGUUCAAUGCAGAGCAGCUUGGAAUUUACAACCAAAGCAUCUAUUGCUUUUUGUAACACCAAGACAUCUAUUGGAAAUACAAUUGAGGGAAGAACCUCUGGUAUUGAUGAUGGAACAAAAGUCUCUCAACAACACGAGUUGGCAUCUACUCAAAUUAAAUCUGUUUGUAUAAACAACAGAGAAGAAGUAAAUGAAUUGAACAAUGAUGCUUCAGAAUGUGUAGCAUCAGCUGCAAAAUUGUGUGAAAGCUCACAACCGUCUGCUUUGUUGCAAGUAUCAAAUCUAUCUUCAUCAUUAAAAUCCACUAAAAAGGAUAAAAAGCCAUCAUAUGCCGGAGCUUCUGAUUAUACAUCUGAACAUACAAAUUUAUCUCCUAUGAUGCAAUUUGCAAAGCCUUUUGUCUUUAGCAUGCCCACGGGCAGUGGUAGUGUAUCUCAAGGUGCAAACACUGGGGAAUCAAAGUCCUCUUUAAAUGCUUCUUUGGGUCCAGAGAGUAAGUUUAUAUUUUCUAAAGGUUCUAUGUUGUUUGGUUCAAAACCACAAAAUUCUGAUGUAUCUGAUGCUGCUUCACAGCCCAAGUCAAUUUCAUUUGGCAUGCCAUCUUUAGCAACUUCUAGUGGGCAAAAUGUGACGCCUCCAGAUCAUGAUGUUAGAACUUCAACACCUCAAGGUCCUUCAUUGUUUGUUUCAAAACCACAAAAUACCAUUCCAUCUGUAGCUGCCACUCAAUCAAAGCCCUUUUCUUCCAACUUUUCUUCUCAGUCUACUGCUAAUGGGAAAAGUGUAACAGCACAAUCUAAUAGCUCUUUAGUAUCAUCAGCAGUCACUGAUUCGCCUAUUAAUGAAAGCAUAACUCCAGUUUCUGGUUUGGGAGGAGGGCUGGCAGCUAGUGACCAGUUUCAAGCAAGACUGACAAAAACUUCUGAACUUGAUAUAUCCCCUUUGAGCGCUUCAUCAUCUAGCCAAUUUUCUUCCUCUGGGGCGGCAGCUCUCUCCUCCAUGGCACAGACAUCUGCUUCACCAGUUUCUCCAUUUGUGUUGUCUUCCUCACAGACAAAACCAUCAUUUACAGGAUUUGCUGCCACCGCUACUGGAGCUUCCACUCCAGCUUUCUCUUUCUCAUCAGCAGCAGCAUCAGGUUUUGGACAGUUUUCUGCUCCUGUUUCUGGAUCAUCAGGUUUUGGAAGUCAAACAAAUGUAGCAUCCAAUGUUCCCACUUCUUUUGGAUUUUCCAAUUCUGCUAGCACACAUCUGACUUCUCAGCAAAGUCACUCUGCUCCCAGUCUUGGGCUAGAUGUAGCAAUUUUAUCCCCUGAGCAGAAAACUCUCUCCUCUCUAACUUCAUCCUCCUUUGGGCACACAUCAGCAAUGAUCUCUGCUGUUACAAAUGAGGAAGACAUGGAGGAGGAAGCUCCUACUCAAACAGCUGAUGUAAAUAUUGGAAGUUUCAGUGGGUUUGGGCUUGGAUCUGCUACAUCUACUGUACCAAAAUCCAAUCCAUUUGCAGGGCCAUUGAUUACUAGUCAGCCAAAUCCUGCAUUUUCACUCAAUAACCCUACCGGUGAAUUAUUUAAACCAGCAUCCUUCAGUAUACCGGUGGUCCAGUCAUCUUCACAAUCAAGUCCGAACUUAUUUGGAAGUAAUUUAGGAAGUGGUAGUGGAAUCUAUCCUUCUCCUGCUUCAACUAGUUCCUUUGGCCAACCAGCCCACCCUGGCCCUGGGCAACAGGCCCUUGGAAGUGCUUUAGGAGCUUUUGGUCAAUCAAGGCAAAUAGGGUUUGGUAGUGGUUUUGGAGCAAGCUUUGGUUCUCCAAGUUCACUCUCAGGUAGUGGAUUUAAAGCAGCAGGUCCAGGGGGUGGAUUUGCUGGAGCUGCAGUUGGGGGUGGAUUUGCUGCGGCAGCGACUGGAAGUGGAUUUGCUGGAGCUGCAGUUGGGGGUGGAUUUUCUGCAGCAGCGACUGGAAGCGGAUUUGCGGCAGCAGCCAAUACAGGAACCAGUGGCUUUUCAGGAGGGGGCUUCCAGUCGUCCGGUGGGAAUCAAGGUGGCGGUGGAUUUGCAUCUUUUAGAGGAGGGUCGCCUGGUUCAACAAAUCCACCUCAAAGUUUGUUUACCCAGAUUAGAAAGUAGCUGCAGUUUGAAUAACAGGUUGCAUGGCAUUUCACUAAGCAAUGUUUCUCAAAGAUUUGUUAUGCCCAGCAAUUUGCCUCAGAAAAUGGUAAAGCAGGGGUGGUGUUCCUGGAAUGUACAUUAAAUUUUGGCUUAAGAACUUCCGUGCUUCAACACAGAUGUCAAGAUUUGAGGGGACUCCUCAAUUUGCAUCCUGAUGUUUUGCAGGAAUGCUUCUCUGUUGCAUAUUCAUGAUACUAUAUUGAGGAACUUAUGUGGUGGUCUUAAGAGACCACUCGCUAUCAUUAUUAUGUGGGGUUUUCUGAUGGAAAGGCACUUGUCGGAUAGAUAUAUCUGUACAGAAUAUACAAGUUUGCUUCAUUAUUCUGAUUUCCAAUGGAAAUAUCAUUGGGCAAUGUAAUUUCUUUUCGAUAUUGCUCAAGGGCAAUUUGUACCUCAUAUCAUUAUUGUUGUGUCCGAAAAGGAUAUAAAUUUGAGGUAAAACACGAACACAGUAAAAAGUUGCAACAAAACUAUUUUACUGGUUUAAAAAUACAAGGGCUAUAUAGUGGCUAGUUGAUGGCAAUAUUGAAUUAAAUUUAAGAGGUGGAUAAUUUAGAUAUUAGAAUUCCAGCAAUUAUGAGACAAACAUGAGGAGGUGGAAACAUGCAUUAAAUUCAAUAUGAUAUCUAGGAUAGACCAAUCCUAUAAUUAAUUAUA
Messenger RNA from Cryptomeria japonica (Japanese cedar), 7205 nucleotides. Its product is annotated as nuclear pore complex protein NUP214. Lineage: Eukaryota; Viridiplantae; Streptophyta; Pinopsida; Cupressales; Cupressaceae. The transcript is spliced from 18 exons. Gene Ontology annotation, biological process: RNA export from nucleus. Bases 165 to 6506 code for a protein of 2113 amino acids. Gene Ontology annotation, molecular function: structural constituent of nuclear pore. The record is from RefSeq and is a predicted model, not a curated record.